AUGGCAUCCAAGUUCGUGGUUAAUGCAGCCUUUGAGACUCGUCUACUCUUUCGGACACCUCGACGGAGCGAUGUUUACCCUCGGACCGUCCUCAAACUUGAAUAUCCUACAUUGCAGACUCUCAGAUCAUACUCAGACUCGACCUCUACCCCUUCUCCAAAAUCUGCUAGAUCUCCUAAGGAUUCUCAAUCUUCUAGACCCGAGCAUAAGCGAAAGAACUGGUACUCCCCUACUGAUUGGGGCCAUGUCUGGAACAAUGUCCGGACAGGCGUUUUGGCUGGCGGCUUGAUCACUGUUGGUCUUACUCUCACCACAUAUGCCACUCAGCCAAUCUGGGGAGAUUGGUACCAGGAAUUUCGGAGACGUGCGCACGAAUCUGCACACGAAUCUACAAUCUAUGAUAAGCUCAAAAUGGGACCGAUAUUUCAGAAGGCAAUUGAAUAUACUAUCCCACGCAAGGGCCUUAUAGAGGAAAUAAAAAAUGUCGUCACACCAGGGGAAAGAAGUCGUCUUUAUCCCCUUAUUAUCGGAGAUUACGGAACCGGAAAGACAGACCUGAUCGAGCUCGUCGUGAAUGGCAUGGACGAGCCUAAGGGUGUCGUAUAUGUCGAUAUGCCGAUUCGAUGCAGUUUUGAGGCCGAUGUUGUCAGGGCGAUGCAAACGUCUUUGGGGUGGGAUCUAGAUCGGUUGAUCGAUCCUAGCGAACGUAAUUACUACGGUUCCUUUCAAUGA
This is a messenger RNA of Rhinocladiella mackenziei CBS 650.93, 732 nucleotides long. RefSeq lists its product as uncharacterized. The record is from RefSeq and is a predicted model, not a curated record. NCBI's taxonomy places the organism in Eukaryota, Fungi, Ascomycota, Eurotiomycetes, Chaetothyriales, Herpotrichiellaceae. The coding region runs from base 1 to 732 and encodes 243 amino acids. The transcript is spliced from 2 exons.